Hevea brasiliensis (rubber tree) is the source of this 735-nucleotide messenger RNA. RefSeq lists its product as uncharacterized. The record is from RefSeq and is a predicted model, not a curated record. Lineage: Eukaryota; Viridiplantae; Streptophyta; Magnoliopsida; Malpighiales; Euphorbiaceae. Bases 228 to 653 code for a protein of 141 amino acids. The transcript has 2 exons.
AACCAACCUCUGUAGCUUCAGAAUUCGCAAAUCCGCCUUGCAGCCACCCACUCUUUCAUCCGCUCAACACCCCCAACCACCGAUAAUGAAGAUUUAUGCCGGAAACCCAAGAACGACGACAAUGAGAGAAGAGUUUUUCUUCCCUCCUCUCUCUUAAUCUCGCUUCGUUUUUGGUCUCCUUGGAUUUUCAUUUUGUUUCCUUUUUUGGGCUUAUAAAUUCUCUACACAUGAGGUUUUUAUUGGUAUUCGUCUCGUGUUGCGGGGCCACUGGUGGCGAAAGCUCAGUUAAGGAAUCUCUGGAACCGAAUAGAAGGCGUUCGGAGGAGACUCGGACGCUGAUGGUGCAUCGGACGCUGCAGACUCCGAAUGCGAGGAGAAGUAGGAGAAGGAAAAGAGGUAGAGUGGGUUUGGGAUAUCCGUCGUCCGCGGCUGCGAUGGCUGAGUGGAAGCCGACGCUUUGCUCGAUAGCUGAGGAUAACGUGGUGUUGGUGGAGGAGAGAACGGAAAGAGUGGCAAAGAGGAACGGCAGUGGAGGACGUCGUAGUGGUGGGUCCCGUGAAGUAGCUAAUGUUAGUAACUACAACGAUUAUGACAGGCGGAGUAAUCAGUACACGGUAAUUCCAACAUUCUCAGCCAGUCCGUUCAUGAUUUAGCAGCCUUGAUUUGCGAUUCAAUCAGAGCCUUUCUGAUGUAAAUAUAAAAUUUAGGCAAAUAAAUAAGAGCUACAUUAUGAAA